Strongylocentrotus purpuratus (purple sea urchin) is the source of this 3775-nucleotide messenger RNA. It is a transcript of the gene selenoi, whose product is annotated as ethanolaminephosphotransferase 1. NCBI's taxonomy places the organism in Eukaryota, Metazoa, Echinodermata, Echinoidea, Camarodonta, Strongylocentrotidae. Gene Ontology annotation, biological process: phosphatidylethanolamine biosynthetic process. Bases 127 to 1314 code for a protein of 395 amino acids. Gene Ontology annotation, cellular component: endoplasmic reticulum membrane; Golgi apparatus. The transcript is spliced from 9 exons. The record is from RefSeq and is a predicted model, not a curated record. Gene Ontology annotation, molecular function: ethanolaminephosphotransferase activity.
CCUAAGUAGGGUCUAGCUAGCUUAGCUCGGAACUGGACUGCUAAAUGUCUGCAUGGAAAACUGUAAUACACAUCUAUCUUCAAGAAUAUUUAGUACAUAUCAGUGAUAUUAACGGAAUAAAUCAGAAUGGCUGUCAAGUAUCUAAACAAAGACCAUAUCAACGGAUUUGAUAAAUACAAGUAUAGCAGCAGGGAUACAUCACCUGUAGCUGUCUAUGUUAUGCAUCCAUUUUGGAAUGCAGUUGUCAAGUUCUAUCCUAUGUGGUUGGCUCCAAACCUACUAACCUUUGUUGGGUUCCUGUUCCAAGUCUACUUAUUCCUGCUCCUGGCCUAUUAUGACUGGGACUACUACAGUGGUAACAGGACCAAGGCUGAGUACCCAACCAUUCCUAAUUGGGUCUGGUAUGUAGCUGCUGUCUGCCAGUUCCUGGGACAUACGUUAGAUGGUACAGAUGGAAAGCAAGCUCGGAGAACUGGCUCAAGCACGCCACUGGGGGAGCUGUUUGACCAUGGAAGCGACAGCAUCCUGUGUGCUCUCAUGCCUCUCGGACUCUUCUCCAUCUUUGGGAAGGGGAUGGAUGAUUAUGGAGGCUCUAGCUGGAUAUUCUUUGCGGUACAAUGGCAUGUUAUCGGAUGCUUCUUCGUCUCUCAUUGGGAAAAGUACCUGACUGGUGUUCUCUUUCUGCCCUGGAGCUAUGACUUUAGUCAGGUGUCCAUUGUUAUAGUCUACCUGUUGACUGGGACGUUUGGCUUUGAAGUCUGGAAAAUUACCCUUCCUUAUGGAAUUCAGUUCAACUACUUCUUUCUUGGGCUAGUAUGUGCUGGUGCAGUAGUAUUUUCAUUACCACAAAGCAUCUACAAUAUAGUCAGGUCAUUCCAAACUGGAUCUGGGAAGAGGCGUUCAUUGAGUGAAGCCGCGACACCUCUCAUCUCCAUGCUAGCUCUCUUUGGGAUCUCAACCUUCUGGGGUCUCUUCUCACCGACUGAUGUCUUAGAGUAUCAUACCAGGAUAUACCUACUCGCUGUCUCCACUGUCUUCUCAAAUAUAACGGUGCGAUUGAUUAUAAGUCAGAUGUCUGAUACCUUAGCGUGUCUAAACAACUUUCUCUUGAUGCUGUUUGGAGGGGCAGCCGUUGCAGUGUGUGUAUUAGGUAUAGCAGAGCACGAGGUUCUCAUUCUUCAUGGUCUGUUUGCUAUCAUACUACUCCUGCAUUUCCAUUACCUGGUGACAGUGGUUAAUCAGCUAAGUGAUCACUUCAACAUCUAUGCCUUCUCUAUCACCUCGCGUCCUAGACAAAAAAACCAUGUCAAAUGAGCUGAGACAACGUCUGUGAUUGGUCAAUACUCAGGUGCCAAGGGCUAUGUGGCAAUCAACUGCAGACCUAUAGCCAAUCAGAAACGAGCUUUCUGCAGUCACUUUUUAACAUGUGUUCAUGAUCAAGGUUGCUGCAUUUACUUUUUAAAAAGGGACUGUACUUGGUAAGAGGUAGUUUCGCAUGGUGAGAGAGUUGAAUAGCCAGCCACACCGAAGGUUUCUGUUGUAACUCGUUUAAAGGGACACUUAAAGCAAACCAGGAACAGUGUCUCUUUAAUUAAUCUCUUCAAGAAGUUUUAAUGGAAAACUUAUCAUGAUCAUUUUUGUUGUUGUUGUUGUUCGUACAAGCCGAUCACUAUCAAGAUUUCUGCAUUUACAUGUACUUGAUAAAAAGUUGCCAUUUGCCAAUCAAGAACAAUGUUGGUGCAUUUCAUUAACAAACUAAAAGAAGAGAGCCAAUCAGACUUGAGCUUUCUUCUGAUGAUUUGAUAAGAGGGGUUCAUUGACCAAUGAGGUUCAGGGUUUCUUCUGAUAAUUUGAUAAGAGGGGUGCAUUGACCAAUGAGGUUCAGGGUUUCUUCUGUACAUGAUGGAAAGGGGUUACAUUUGCUUUUUGUGGAACAGAAUUUGCAAUUAAUUACUUUGUAAGGUAAAAUUUGAUCAGAAGUAUUUACUGGUAAUGUUUUUAUAGUCAUAUUCAUUUACAUUAAAUGAAUAACACUUGAUAUCAAUAUAAAUGAAUAUAAAGACAUUACCAGUAUUUAUUUCACGACAAAUUUUAACUUUAAGAAUUUUUUUCUUGUGAAAAUGAUUUUCGAAAUUCAAAUUAGGGGUUGUAUCUUUUUUGUCCAUUGUUGCAUGUGAGUUAAGGUGACUUUCAGGGUAACAACCUGGAUCUGCCACGUGCUGCUGAAUCUUUCCUCGUCACCUAGUGUUAGUCUGUUUUUACUUUUGUAUCUAGCUGUAGUUUUAUAGUUCCCUGAUGGUAAAAUGCCUAAAUCAUUCAAGUUAAUUAGCUCAUCUUGAUUCUUGUAUCAUCGCUUACAGUAUUAUGUUAACGUGUUGAGCAGUAUCCCCUUUUUCUAAAGCUUCUUAUUUAAAUUGUUGUAUAAACCGUCCAAUUCUUUGUUUAAUUUAUUUUCUUCUUUUUUGUUGGGGGGGGGGGGGGGGGGUGUAAUCAUAAUAAUCUUGGAGGUUAGGAUGGUGCAAUGUUUGUAUUUUGUCUGUCUGUGUGUAUGUCACAGUGAUGUAUUUUUUAUGUUUUUCAUCAGCUAUGCUCAAAGUGCAUGACUUUGUUUUUGUUCAUUUGUACCAAAUAAUUUGUUUUUCCUCAAAGAAGACAAGACAAGAUAAGAUCGAUAGGUAGCUCUUUUAUAGUGUGUUCUUCACUUGUUUGGAGGUGAUUUUUGUCCAAGUUUGAAUUGGUAUCUUAUUAUACAGUUGGUUGUAGGAAUUGACAAUGAAACCAAACCAUCCGUAAUUCCAUGUUUUGAUGUUUCGCAAUGUUUAUGUUCCAGUAAAACUGGUUAUCCCUAGAUUUAAUGCAGAUACAUGAUACCGGUAGGGAGGAAUUCCUUAAAUGCUGUGAGCGUCGAAACCGGCAGCCUAGCAUAGCAGGGUAAUGCUGGAGCGCCUUGAGGACCUUGCAAGGUCGAUACGUGCGCUAUAUAAGGAUCCAAUAUUAUUAUUAUUAUUAUUAUUAUUAUUAUUAUUAUUAUUAUUAUUAUCAUUAUUUGAAUAAAAAAAUGCUCUGAUUGCCUCAUUCGCAUGCUGCCCUCUCUGCAAUGCUUUAAGUGCCAACUUGUACAUACUUCAGUUUACUAAAAUUGCUGCUACAUAUGAACUUUAUAUUCAUGUACUAAUGGACUAAUGCCACAGUACAUAUACCUUUGUUAUCGUACUAAUUCCAUUUUUAAAGAUAUUUAGUGCUUCUAAAUACAUCGUCUGCUAUGUAAUUUUUCUCUUAACUUCAGUUUUAAAAAUGAAUGUGAUAUUCCUUUCCCAGCAAUCAAUGAAAUGCAGUAGGCAAUAGGCAAAUCAAAAUAGUGAUGAUUGAUAUGGAAACAAUGCAGUCGUAUGUUUCUUGGGAAUAAGGACAAUUGAAAAAACAAAAAAACAAAAAAACAAAACAAAGCUGAGCUCCAUAGAGACUGUUAAAGCAUGUGAUAGUGUAUACAAACACAAAAAAUACUGUUAUUUGAAAUCAUGGCCAGAGACGUAAUUAUUUAAAUCCCGUAUUUGCUCAAUUUCCCACCCCAAAAAACUAAAUUUGGAGAUUUUUUUUGUAAUGAUGAACUGAACUCAUAAAUUGUGUUUUGGGUUUACAUUUAUCUGCUAGAUUUUUCUCAUUUCAUGUUGGACUGUAAUUUGGCCUGAUUGUUCUAUGAGCUGCUGUUGCAUGAUUGCAUGUGGCUUUCGCUGUAUACGUGCUUUCAAUAAAAGAUUGAAUUUUUGGGAUAAAA